UGAACUUCCAUUGCAUUUCUCCAGCAACGGACUAACCAGGCCCCUCGCAGCCGCUACACGGUGCCCCCGAGCCGGGCGGAUUCCCACCGCAGACCCGGGAGGUGAGACGGUGGUGGCACAGCGGAGGACGACGGACUCCAUAACCACUGCGAAGGCCGGAUCUACGGCGGGGAAAAGCCCAGGAUGUGAUGAAAUCCUAAACAAAGUGCGACACACACACAGACACACACAAGCCCCUGCACAUCAUAAACGGGCCCGUCUUGCACUGCAACUUUGCGUUUUUGGCUCUCGGUGGGCGCAGAAGGCGGAUAAUCAUAGAGGUGAGGUCGGGGAAAUUAUUGUCUGGGGAAGGGUGACGCGCACUUCUCAGCAGCCCCUGCGCUGUCAGACGAGGAAGUGAAGCUUCACACACGCCCAUUUGAGCCUGUCGACCCUGCUGAAAAAGCCCAGAGCCGCUCAUCAGAUAACACAGCAACGGACUUUCCAAACAUGCGCCCACUUUCGGAUGGACGGCAGCGGGAAUAACCUGCAGGACGUCGAGCAUUUCAGCAGCGUGCUUCAGUGUUGAAGGAUGGACAGGGAGCUGGUUCGGCAGAGCCAAUCAGAUCACGGCGAGGCCACCAAUGGAGCGAGCCCUCCGACCGCCACCGAAUCCUCCACCACCCCUACGACCCCCACCCCUCCUCGGCUCACCCCCAACCCCAUGCUCCUGGACUCCCCCACACCCUCGCUGACACCCACCACCUCCUCCCCUCCCCCGCCUCUCACUCCCGCUCCCUCCAUCACCACAAACCAUGGACCAAAGGCGGCAGCAGCAACGGCCGGCGCUCCGUCUCCUCACGUCCUCGUCCCGACUCCCCCUAAACUUACCUCCACCCCUGCCCCCACCCUCCGCACGUACUCCCGCCACAACCAUUCUUCCAAAAUUUCUCCCUCCAUGCAAACCUCCCCUUCCUCCUCCCUUCUUCCUCCCCCUUCGUCCUCCUCCUCUCCUGUUGUAGCGACUGCUCCUUCACCACUCCUCUCAUCCUCUCCAACUUCUUCUGCAACGCACAACAGCACCACCAUGUCUACCAAGAUCUCCACCAGCCUGACCAACGGGAGCACUAGGGUCCUCUCCGCAACCUCAACGCCAAUCACACCGUUUCACACACCAGCCAGUCCACCUGGCAGACAGGUAUCACAGACUCCUGUGGGCACACCUGGUCUUGUGCGAGCCAAUCAGAACCCCUCCCCUGUCAGGCAUCCCAAGGUAUCCCAGCAGACAUUGCUCCUUGGGAAAGGUCUCAAAGGGUCGGGCCAAGACCAAGUGUUGCUUAGAGCUCAGAUGCUCCAGAGUCUCACCUUGAGGCCUCCUCCCCCCGGGACUCUCGCAAUCCCUCCUUCCCUACGCCUCAAGCCCAGCGCCACGGCCCCGCCUCCCCUCACUCGACCUCAAGCCCCCCUCUUCCCAAUUCUCAAGCCGCGACCUCAGUCCAGCACCACGGCAACGGAGUGCCCAACCACGCCCAGCCGCCACCUCGCCGUGCCUCCUCCAACUCUCUAUUCUCCGGUUCGAGCCGUCCCUCUGAGACCCAGACUUCACUCUCCUAACGGUCACAGAGCGGUAUCACCUCGACAGACCUCUGCCCUCCAACCAAUCGCUGCUGCUCCCUCCAGCCAGGCGUCUCCCAUCAGCAGGCCGCUGGCUGGACUGAAGAGCUGUCCGUUAACUCACAGCCCGGUAUCUGUCUCCAACGCUCUGUCAGCUGCGCCGCAUUUUGAGCGCUCGUUGUCUGCAGCGAAGCAGCUUCAGAUCAUCGCCCUCUCUUCGGGUCGCCAGCCACAGCCGGGAACGUACACGCAUGCUUCGGUGCAGCCGCCGCCUCCAGCUGCAGAGUCGCCUGAGGUUUCCGCCCAAUCAAAGAGGACUUUGAGCACCGAAGACGUCCUUCCUCCUCCUUUAAACCCCUCGUUGCCAAAAACCACCUCUCCUCUGCCCUCACCUCCAUCCCUUCUGAGUCCAGCCUCUCCGCAGAGUCAAGCUGAGCCCCAGCCGCAAAAUCUGACCCAGAAGGUGGAGGUAAAGGAGGCUGAGGAGCAGAGAAAGAGAGCUACGGCUGUGAGACAGGAAGUCAAAGAUGAGGAAAGCGUCGCUAAAGACCUGAGGGUGGAGAAAGAUGACCAAAGAGAGAAAGUGAAGGAGGAGGAGCCCAGUGAGGAGCAAAUCAGUCAGGAGGUGCAGGAAGUUAGCCCAGAGGAAGAUCAAAUGGAAGUGACAGAGGAAGGCCAAAGUGACAGAGAGAGGAGAGAGGAAGGCAAGGACAAGAAGAUGGAGGAGGAAGAGGAAGGAGAGACUCCAAUGGACCAGUCUGAGAACCAGACUGCACAGCUUCCCCAUCAGUACCACAACACAGACCCUAUCCCGACACCUGAUUCUGUUAAAGACUCCACUGUGGACUUGAAACCCAUCACGGGUCUCAUUUCAAGUCCAGUUCCAGUCCAAACUCCAGCACCAGUCCCGGUACCAGAGCCGGCUCCAGUCCCUGAAGCCUCUGCCCAGAGUCAGAGACUGCCAGAGCCUCAGAAAGACCUUCAACCCGUUAGCCAGGAGGACUUCUGUGAGAACAUGUCAACCCAGUCCGACAAUCAGUCAGCGUUGUCCAGCCUCUCCUCCCAGUCUCCCCCCUCCUCACCCAUCAUCACCCCUUCGGCAGAAAACCCUCCUCCUCUCCUCCCGGCACAGACCGCCCUCCCGACUGACCUCAGCCUAUCACAGCAUGAGCCAGUGAAGGUGGACAAAGCAGACGGUGAGCCGCAGCCCCCCACGGAAACUGAGGCAGAGCCUCUUGGCCAAUUGGAGGACGAGUCAGAGAGCUUCAGCCAAUCACUGAGCAGCCCCUGGGAGCCAAGGCCGUGGCCUGAGGGACGGCAGGUUCUCACCCACCUGGUGGAGGGAUUUGUCAUCCAGGAGGGGCUCCAACCGUUUCCUGUGAACCGCUCAUCCCUGCUGGUUCCAGAGCAGGUGCCCAAACCGCAGGAAGUGAAUGGGACCAAUGGGAAAGCGGCGCUGCCUGUAACGGAAACGAUCAAACAAACUGAACACUCCACAGAUUCAGAAGAAGAGGAGGGAGGAGACACGGACGAUACUGGGAGCAGGUCGGGCCACAGAGACCGAACGGUGCUGCACUGCCAGUUCUGUGGGAAGAGGGGCCACGCACACAACUUCAUGCGCUCCAAACGGUUCUGCUCCACUUCCUGUGCACGCGGGUUUAACGUUCGUCUGACGAAGCGUCUGCGGGCUCUCAGCGCAGGAAGCCGGUCGGAGAAGCCUCGUCCUGCCCUCAACCGGGCGGAGUCAGUCCCUGGGAAACCCCUCCUGCUGCGGCUGCCUCGUGAUCUGUGGAGCGCCGGUCAGCGUGAGAAAGAUGGAAAAGAAAAAGCAGCGGCGGCAGAAGAGGACGAAGAUGAAGACGAUAUGGUGGGAGGUGGAGGCAGGGAGGGGGAAGACGAUGACGGAGGAGAGGAAGACCCCGCUGUCGCCAUGACGGCUAGGAUGGAGCGUCGGGCGGCACGGAGAGCGAGGAGGGCGUCGGCGCCGGCCGUGACCACUUCCACGCCUACCACCACGUUUAAGCCAGCUCCCUCGCAGUGGAGCGUGGAGGAAGUCACCGCCUUCAUCCACACGCUGCCAGGCUGCAGUGACGUAGCGGAGGCUUUCCGGGUGCAGGAGAUCGACGGCCAGGCUCUGCUGCUGCUCACCGAGGACCAUCUGAUGACCAGCAUGAACAUAAAACUGGGACCUGCUCUGAAGAUCUGCGCUCACAUCAAUGCACUGAAAAACCAAUGAGAGACAAAGACAAAGAGAAACAAAUUGAGAAAAAGAGAAAGCGUGGGUUUAAAAUGGAAGAGGGAAAAAAGGCAAUAAAGACGCGAGGAAAAGAGAGAAAUCGGCGGAAGUCAAAAGCUGACACCAAGGAUGACAGAACAAAGUCACAAAAAGAGAUUUGUGGGAAUUUAUAAUUUAUGAGAUUAUAAAUCUAGGCGUGGCCUUAGCAGAUGGGAACUGGAUAGGAGUGCAGGAGCAUGACGACACCAGAGUCCAUGAGAAAUUUCACCAGUUUUGGGCCCUCUGACUGUAGCAGGAGACCAGGGGGGGUUUUGUAACUUUGUGUAUAUUUUACAUGCCGCUGGAGAGUGUACAUUUGAAGCUAUUUGAUGAAGGAUUUUGAACAUUUAAUAUAUAAAAUUUGUCUAUUUAGUUUUUUUAGAACGUGACGUCAACAACAAAUCUAUCCAGUAGCUAAACAUAACCCGUGUGUGUAAAAGGAAAAAAAACAAUGCGUAGACUUUGUAAGUGAUUAAUGAAAGUUUAAUGUUUUAUAUCACUAUAUUCUGGACAAAGACAUGUCUGUGUAUUAAAAAAAGUCACUAUCAGGGUAGAGGCUGGUGUCUUUAAUCGUCACAUUUUUAUGGUAUCCUGCUUGAAAUUAUUUAAUAAAUGAAUAAUUAAUCAUCAAA
Molecule: messenger RNA, 4500 nt
Organism: Oreochromis aureus
Lineage: Eukaryota; Metazoa; Chordata; Actinopteri; Cichliformes; Cichlidae
Gene: phc3b
Product: polyhomeotic-like protein 3
Exons: 11
Coding region: 572-3829 (1085 amino acids)
Cellular component (GO): nucleus; PRC1 complex
Molecular function (GO): zinc ion binding; protein binding
Source: RefSeq, a predicted model, not a curated record